UAAAGAAGCUGGGGAAAGAAUUUUUUUUUAGGCCGUGAAAAAUAGAGAAAAAUAAUUUCCAAAAUUUGGAAAGUGCAGCUCGCGUGCAAAAACUUAUUGGAAAGAGAUGCCGAGUCAACGGCGAUGAGUGGGACCCACUGUCUGUGCCCCUCGUCCACAGAGUCGUGUAGCAACAAGGCCUCGCCUGGUGCACAGCUGAGGUUCUGAUCCUGGAUGCCUGAAUGGCCAUUGACCGAGGGUCAGUAAAGAUGUGCAGCAACACUUUCUGGUCUCCUCCAACAAGAAUUGUUGGAACUGGCUGAAAAGGGAUUGCUUGUAUAGAACUGGAAGAGACUAAUGCAUAUGUGGAGCAAGUCAUGCCAAAGGUUUCGUUGGGCCAGGCAUCUCCUGUGACAGAGAGAAGGUGUGCAAUUGCCUCCCAGGUCUCUACUGAUUCCAGUUAUCAGUGGUUGUUCAGAAGUGUAGAGCUGUGGCCUGCCCAAUAUUCUCUGCCUUUUUGGGUAGAUACCAAGUGCAGGUUAAAUAUUUACCACAGAGUUAUGACUGAGAUCGGGAUAAUUUUGCAGGGGUGAAUUUGAACCACUGUCCCUCCACUUCAUGACGCCUCCAUGCUGCCUAAAAAUUCUAAACUGCUCCCAUAUUGCUGAAGCAGCCUUAAACUCUGGAUGCAACAGGUAUCUAUCAACUGGAAGUGAUCAUAAUACACAGACUGAAAACACAGGAAAUACACUUGGUAGCGAGAAGGUGGGUAAAGCCCCAUUUUUCUAGGGACUUGGCCAAUAAGGCUGCAAUGGCAGCUGUUGCCACUGAUGACCUAAGUCAAAUCACAAUAACAAAACAGAAGGAAGAUACGCAGAAGGUUUUAGAAGCCAAAUGGAAAGGGAAGGAAUCAAAGCCAAGGAGAACCCUUGAGUGCCUGAUCUGCGGAGCAUUCUUCAGCAGUGUUGACAAACUUAAAGUCCAUUCAUACUCUCACACAGGAGAGAGGCCCUACAAGUGCUCACACCCGGAGUGCACUAAAGCCUUUGUGUCCAAGUAUAAACUUCUCAGGCACAUGGCCACACAUUCACCACAAAAAACACACAAGUGCACCUACUGUGAAAAAAUGUUCCACCGGAAAGAUCAUCUGAAGAACCACCUUCAGACUCAUGAUCCAAAUAAAGAGGCCUUCAAGUGUGAAGAAUGUGGCAAAAACUAUAACACCAAGCUGGGUUACAAGCGCCACCUAGCACUGCAUGCUGCCACCAAUGGUGACCUGACCUGUAAAGUGUGCCUUCAGACAUUUGAGAGCACAGAGGUUUUGCUUGAGCACCUGAAAACACAUUCAGGCAAGUCGUCAAGUGGUGUUAAGGAGAAAAAGCACCAGUGUGACCACUGUGACCGACGGUUCUACACUCGGAAAGACGUUCGGAGACACAUGGUGGUUCACACAGGCAGGAAAGACUUUCUUUGUCAGUAUUGUGCUCAGAGGUUUGGCAGGAAGGACCACCUGACAAGACAUAUGAAGAAGAGUCAUUCGCAGGAGUUGUUGAAAAUUAAGACUGAGCCAUCUGAUGUAAUGGGUCUGAUUCACUGCAGUCCACCUGUAACAGUGAAGGAAGAACUUAGUCCAAUGAUGUGCAUGGCUUCUAAGGAGACAGUAAGUAAGCCAUUUACUAGUUUGCCGAUGAGCAUGUACAGUUCACACAUUCAAGCCAUGACAAAUUCAGGAUCAUCACAUAGCCUGGUUGCUAGUUCUCUAGCUAUGGGAAUGGGUUGCCAGAUGGAAUCCCCGUCCUCAAUUCAUUCAGCACCUCCUCAACCCCCUUCUAAGUAUCAGAUUGGAUCUACCUCAUAUGCCACUGGCUUGCCUGAGAAGCCAACAAAAAUUGAGAUGGAAAGUUACUUAAUGGACUUGCACAGCAGUUUGCCACUUUCAUCCCAUGAAUCUCAGCCUGCACCAACUAAAGUAGGCUUAGAUUCACAAACUGGGCCUCUGGAUGACAUUUCUGGUGAACAUUUGCUCUCCAAAAGCCCUGCUAUAAUUACUGAAUCCCUCUGUACAGCAAACAUGGAUUUUUCCCAUUUGCUGAGCUUUUUACCACUGAACCACCCUACGUACAAUCCACCUGUUUCAGCAGGGGGGCUGGUAAUGGGCUAUACACAAAGUGAGCCUCAGUCCUUACUUACCUCUCUUCAGCCUCAACUGCAGGACUCCCAAGGAUCUGGAAAUGGCCUAAGCCUUGGGCCUCUUCAUCCAUUGUCUCCAGUCUUUACAACCAGUCUGAGCACAACAACGUUGCCGCGUUUCCACCAGGCAUUCCAGUGAACUGCUGUUGGAUUUAUUAUUUGGUAGUCUGUGCUUGGAGUGGAAUUUACUGAAGCGCACAAAGCUUUCUAAAACUCGAGGGGAAGCUGAAGCUUUGAUAAGGCAAUUUCCGUUAUCCAGUCUAAUCCAUAAUAUGGAGUUUUUAAAAUCCGUUAGCAACUUAGGCAUUCACAAACAAUGAGCCUUUUGCUUUCUACACUCUUAGCAUGGAUACAAAUCCACAUGGGGACUGAACAUAUCAGAACUCAGAGAAGUGGAUGAGUUUUAAUGUGAAAAUUACUCCCCAGAUAGCUAGAUGCUUCAUACUUUUUUUUAAACAUUCAUUGGAGAUCUGUUACAAAUGCAAAGUUAUUCCAUGAGUUAAAUGUUUGAGAUAGAAUUUUAGAGAAAAAUUAGUGAAGGAUGGGAGAAAUUAUAAAUCUAGUUAUUAUGGCAUUAUGCGAAUACAUCAGCCUCUGCUUUGUCAAUCAAGCUUGGCCAGCUGUCCAAAUUAUGCUUUUCUUUUUAACGGAAAUAUUAUGUCCCACAAUAAGAUCUCUGAGUAACAGGUUUUUGCGUGGUCAAGUCGAUUGUGCCCAUAAUGUGAAUUGUUAAAAUCUUCUUUUUAAAAAAUCAGACACUUUGUACAUAUUAACUUGCUAAUUCUCACAAAGCAGAAUUGAUCUGCUUAAUCAUUCAAAAAGAUGUUGCUAUGUGUAAUAUCAGUAGGUAAAUGCUCAGCACAUUCUUGUGGCUCUCUCUUCAUUUUAAUAGUAGCAUUAACCCAUUUUAAGUAAAAUAAAUGCAGGUUAAACUAGCCAGCAGAAACAAUCCCUAUGGACACUAAGUUAAGAAUGUUGGUAACAAUAAUCCUCGCCUCUUUUUUUUGUAAUGGUAUUUGUCAUUCUGGGGUUUAUGAAACUUCUUACUAUUGAAUCCUAUUUAUUUUUUGAUAGGAAAGCAGCAGUUUUCGUAUUUAAAUUUUUCUCAUGAGGGUAAAUGUCAUUUAUUUAUGUGAUCACUUUAACCCAUACAUUAAUAUAUCUUACUGUGUUGUGCGGAGCUGUCACAAGAACUCAUACAGCAAUCUGCUUACGAGAGUUUUGGACAUCAACAGUAGCUCACUUACAACAAAGCUAAAACAUGCAACACGUUUUUAAAAAGAAAUCAGCAGUUGUAAAUUCUACUGCUGAUUUAUUUAGGGUACAGAUUAAGCACCUUAGUAAUCAUUAGAUUGCUAAACCAAGGAACACUCUUGGUGUUUACUGCCAGUACUGUAAAUGCAUUUCUCAUUAGCUGUAACACUUGCAAACAGUAUUGAAAGGAACAACUUAAGUCAAUGUAGACCACACAGAUAGUUUGCAACAAAGGUACGCACAUGUACAAAAAUAGUCACAGCUGUUUGAUCAAAGUUAGAUGCAGAUUUUUUUUUACACAAGUCUGGGCCUCUUUUUUUAACUGAACUUGCAGAUUUAUAUUUUUGCCUCCAGAUUUGUGGCACAAUUAAAAUAUAGCAUUUUGAAUAAAAUUUAAUGUCAUAAUAGCCAGUAUGUAAAUGUGUGUGGUGGAGUUUUCCUUCCAACACUAAUUUUGCCUUUAAAGACACAACGAACACUCAACUCGCAGCUUAAUGGGGAGGUAUUAUGGCUUAAUUAUAAUGCAGUUGCUUCUAAUAUUUUAAUCAUCCUACCUUUUACACCUGAGUAAUAAUCGUAAAUUGUUUUUGUUUAUUCAUUUAAACCCCAAAUGUAUCUUCAAGAGACAUUAUGAUAUACAUCUCUGUAUAAUACUAUAAUGCAUAUUUUAGAAAAUUUAGCUCCAAUUAAGUAGUUAAACACAAGCUAAUUGAAUUCUUAACCAUUUUCUGCAAGAAAUGCAUUGUUGGCUUGUAGAUGUAGUAAUCUUAAAGUUCAUUGAAUAUCACUAGACCUUUAUAUAGUGAAUAUGUACUUUGAAAAUAUUGUAUCUUUUCCUUGUAUUUAGGAACUGUGAGAUCUAGAAAGGAUACAGAACAGGGUGUUUGAUUUAAGAAUACCCUGAUAAUAUUAAGUCAGGGUCAGAAUACCCUGAUAAUAUUAAGUCAGGGUCUCAAAGAUUUUUAUGUUAUGCUUGUGUUUUAAUGUAAAGAUUUUAGUUCUGUUACUAUUUUGCCUCUCCUGACAGUGCCUUAUUCUGGCCACCUGAGGCUUUGAGCUGUUUGAUUCCCUAUUCCACAGUUUGUUUUUGAGCAGGACCUCACAAAGACACAACACACCACCUCAUGCAUGUUUCUUGCUAUAAAACCUAGGAGAAAACCAAACCUGGCUUACAAUGAAUAUGAAAACUAGUUCAAAAUCCAUAUAGAAACAAUAGAAAUAAACAUUUUGCUGUUGAUUUUUGCAAAUCAAUUCUCCAUGUCUAAAUACAUUAAAUGCUUCUCUUGUAAAUCAACAAUAUUAGGCUUUGUAUAAUUAGGAUCGAAUAAUAUCACUGCCGAAUUAUUCUACCUAAGAAUUUUCAUGGAGUUCCCCUCGUUGUCAAUUGAAAUUCAGGUAAAUUGUUACAGCAAUAGUUCAGCAUUAUCUCAAACCUUGUGGAUUUUGUAAAUUCACUAUUUUGAGAAGGAACUAAAAUGUAGACACAGUAUGAAUGGGAAAAAUUGUUAAUUUGUUACAUGCUUCAAUCUUUGCAACAGAAGAAAAUUGUUUACAUCAAUAUUUUGGAAGGAAGAAAGUGUGCUACACUGUGGCUAGAUUUCUUAGUUAUCCUGAAGGCCAAAAUCAAGUACAGUAAAACUGAUAAUCUGGCAUUCUCUGGACUAGCAGAUUUGCUGGACAAUUAAAUAUUGUUCCUAUUAAUAUCCCAACACACUUUUGAUUCAUUCUUUUUAGAUGCUACACAAUAGUAUAAUACAUUUUCUAGUGAACCUGGUAAGUUUAAAGAGAGAGCGGGAAAUGGGGCUGCAGUGAGCCCCAAUGCCAAAUCAUCGGGAACUUGGAACAAUCGGAUAGCGGAUCAUCUGAGUUGUACUCUUGAAACCUUAUUCACACCAGUGAAUACUGCACAUUGAACAAAUACUUGUUUUUUCAGUGAACUCAUUUCUUGUAUUCAUUGUAAGGUUCUUGGCUGGUUAUUUUGCUAUGUUCUAGCACUUUCAGAAAUCUUUAUAGGAGAGUAUCUUUUCAGCACCAUAAACUGGUAAUUAAUCUUUUAUAAGUGCUGUUUUUGUUAGAUGUUUUAGUAUUAUGAUAGAGCAUUACAGUGUUUUUUGUAUUACUACCAUUCAGCUGCUCAUUCUUUAAUGCUUGGGAUGUCUGAUGCAUAAAUCAACUUAUUGUAUAAACCAGACUCGCACUCAAAUCUCUUUCUUGUUUGAACCUGGAUGAUGGAGUCACCAAUUGUUUUAAUUAUUGCUGCAAGUCUACAUUAUUCAAAGGUUUAAUCACCGUAUUUGGAGUUGUACAAAUUGUAUCCUCCUCCAGAAUUGUUUACCAAUGAUUUAUACAUCAGAUAGCCUAGAGUCAAUGUGCUUCCAUAGUUGCACAAUUUCUCUGUAUUUUGUAAAGUUCUUUACAGUUAAGAGUAUCGUCUAUAUUUGUACUGAUAUUUUAGGACUGAAUGAAAGCAGAUCAAGAUAAAGUAAUUUGCCCAUUUUAUAUUUUUUCAAAAAAUAAAUUGUGCCUGCUCCUAACGGAAGUGAACUAACUUGGGGAUCGAAGGCACAGUCAACAUUAGUAUUUGCUGGAUUUUUCUGCAGUGGAUGACUGAAGACUGAAACUGUUUUGCUUCCUCAGAAAGCACUAAUUACUGCCAAGAUGGUUUCCUCUCUCAAUCUACCAUGUGCCAAGCCUCACCUAGGACUAAAGUGAAUGUGUAAAACACUUGAUGUGUGGAAUCCACAAAGUGUCAACAGAUCGCUAGUAAAAGUUGGAAAAACUGCAAUCCAUUUCUGUCCUUUAUACAUUGUAUAGUAAAUAGUAUUUUUUCCCUGCAUUUUGUUUUUAAAUUACUACAUUCUGUCAUGACAGGAUGUUUACUGCAUAUGGUAAUCAUUAUUUUUAUAUAGCAUUUUAUUUACAUACUACUGGUAUUUGUACAAAUGUAUUUCAGGUUAAGUGCAACAUAAUCACAUUUUUAAAUGAGCAUUUUAUCAGGUUUCAUUUGCAAUUUGUUGCUGCAGUUGAAUUUGUUGGACAUUUAUUGGUAGAUCCAAAGAAAUAUUUCAAACAUAUUUACUUAUUGUACAUUAUACAUUGACUGCUACCAUGUUACUUUUGAACAAUUAAACAAUGGAGCUUGAACUGCUAAAUGUUCAUUAUUUACAUUCAUUCGGAUUCCUUAAGACAUAAUUUCAAGGGUUGCAUGAACUAUUAACAUAAGACUACUUUGCUGUUUUUGGUAAACAGAAACCAUGCAGGAAGAUGAGUAUUCUUGGUAUUCACUUACCAUUGGAAGCUUUCCGUUGUGGAGUGCGUACAUUAGAACUUUAACUUCAUUGCUGAAUGUGUGUUUUGUUUUGAUAGUCUUUCCAUCAUUAGCUGUUAAAAUCCUUCAAGCUGCACAAAUUAAGGUUGUUGUCUAUUUAUGGGAUCAUAAUAAGAGUGUAAUAACAGAGGCAGCGUAUCUGUUUUUACUCAACUAUCCAUACAACCCAUUAGUCUAGUCUGGCUUGACUUGUUUACUGGCAUCUAUAUUUUUUGGAGAAAUUGGCACAAAGUUGAUUAAAAAUGCCCAGUUCAUACCAAAUAUACUAUUUAAAACAUUCUUAAUUUUUACUUAACCAGAAUGUCAACAGAUAAUUAAACCAAACCCAGGCCACUCACCCUGCAUCACUAAUGAUAUAAAUGGAAAAAUUCAAUUUUAAAUUGUUUCUGCAUAUAGUGGCUUGAUCUAUUGUAUUUUGUUGGCCUUUUCCAUGUUGCCCUGGUGGUGUGUAAGAAGUUUGGGAGGAGUUACUUAUUUUAUUUUGUACUAACAGCCAGCUAUACACAAGGCGGUACGGCCCCAGGCCUCAGGCUUCAGAUGGUCUUUUGCUUGAGCUUUUUGCAAUUCCUGUGUUAAAGCAAUGUUAAUUGUGCAGCUCUUCCUCCAUCCUGGCAAAUCUUAGUGAUUUCCCCACUGUAUGUGAGAAGUUUAAAUUUCAGUUUUCCUGAUUAAUUACUCUAAUAAAUUCAUUAAUCUAGAGUAAUGAAUUUAUAACAUUGCAAACUUGAUUUUUGUCCCUCUUCAGAGCUGAGUUUUACUUUACAAUAGAAGCUGAAUGUUAUUAUGGAAGCCAUUUUAUAUACAAAGUUCUAGUUAAAUGAUCUAAUGUAAAGAAUGUUUGUACAGAAUAUUGAGCUUAGUUUACUGGGGUGAAAACAUUAAAACAUGACAUUAGUUGCAAGCUGAUGUGCAUAAAGUAGUAACAAAUAUGCUGAGAAUAGAAAAUGCAACUAAGCACAUGUAUUUUCUAGCAUUCACACCAAGCUACCAGAUCAGUAGGCUCUAAUCUGCUUUCUAGUUUCUUUUGCUUGGCACAUCUUUGCAAGCAGAGUGAUUCUCAGAUUCUUAAACUGGCUAGAAAUGGUUAUUUAAAAAAAAACUAAUAAGAAUAUACAUAGAACCAUAGAACAAUACAGCACAAUACAGGCCCUUUGGCCCACUAUGUUGUGCUGAUCUUCAAACCACACCUAAGAUUAUCUAACCCCUUCCUCCCACAUAUCCCUCUAUUUUAAAUUCCUCCAUAUGCUUAGCCAACAAUCUCUCGAACUUGACCGACGUAUCUGCCUCCAUCACCACCCCCAGCAGCGCAUUCCAUGCACCAACCUCCCUCUGACAUCUCCCUUGAACUUCCCACCCAUUAACUUAAAGCUAUGCCCUCUUGAAUUGAGCAUUGGUGCCCUGGGAAAGAGGCGUUGGCUGUCCACUCUAUCUAUUCCUCUUAAUAUUUUGUAUACCUCUAUCAUGUCUCCCCUCAUCCUCCUCCUCUCCAACGAGUAAAGCUCUAGCUCGUUUAGUCUCUCCCCAUAAUCCAUACUCUGUAAUCCAGGCAGCAUCCUGGUAAAUCUCUGCACUCUUUCCAAUGCUGCCACAUCCUUCCUAUAAUGAGGCGACCAGAAUUGGACACAGUACUCUUAAGUGUGGUCUAACCAGAGUGUUGUAAAGCUGCAUCAUUACUUCGUUGCUCUUAAACUCUAUCCCACAAGCUUUCUUAACUAUCGACCUGUGAGGCAACUUUCAGUGAUCUGUGGAUAUGAACCCCCCAGAUCCCUCUGCUCCGCCACACUACCCAGAAUCCUGCCAUUAACCUUGUACUCCGCCUUGGAGUUUGUCCUUCCAAAGUGUACCACCUCACACUUCCCUGGAUUGAACUCCAUCUACCACUUCUCAGCCCAGCUCUGCAUCCUAUCAAUAUCCCUCUAAGCUUCGACAGCCCGCCACAAGAUCCACACCAUCACCAAUCUUUGUCUCAUCU
This is a messenger RNA of Pristis pectinata (smalltooth sawfish), 8723 nucleotides long. It is a transcript of the gene plagl2, whose product is annotated as pleiomorphic adenoma gene-like 2. Bases 791 to 2308 code for a protein of 505 amino acids. Gene Ontology annotation, biological process: regulation of transcription by RNA polymerase II. Gene Ontology annotation, molecular function: DNA-binding transcription activator activity, RNA polymerase II-specific; RNA polymerase II cis-regulatory region sequence-specific DNA binding. NCBI's taxonomy places the organism in Eukaryota, Metazoa, Chordata, Chondrichthyes, Rhinopristiformes, Pristidae. The transcript is spliced from 6 exons. The record is from RefSeq and is a predicted model, not a curated record.